Sphaeramia orbicularis (orbiculate cardinalfish) is the source of this 2476-nucleotide messenger RNA. Its product is annotated as C-X-C chemokine receptor type 3-like. Gene Ontology annotation, molecular function: C-C chemokine receptor activity; C-C chemokine binding. The transcript has 4 exons. NCBI's taxonomy places the organism in Eukaryota, Metazoa, Chordata, Actinopteri, Kurtiformes, Apogonidae. The record is from RefSeq and is a predicted model, not a curated record. The coding region runs from base 314 to 1411 and encodes 365 amino acids. Gene Ontology annotation, biological process: G protein-coupled receptor signaling pathway; immune response; calcium-mediated signaling. Gene Ontology annotation, cellular component: membrane; external side of plasma membrane.
UAAGACAGUGUGCGUAAUAUGCGUAAUAGGCCAUUGUGUGUGCAGCAUGCCUCAGUUUAAUUGCAUAUGCACUUGUGUUAUAACCCAUAGUAAUUACAGACUAUCUGCUUAUUUGUGUUAAUUUUGCAGGUGGAUACUGUUUGACCAAUACUUCUGUUUCCGUUUUAGUGUCAAUUUCGAAACCGCGUGCACGCAAACAUUAGAAAUAAACACAUCUUAUCUCACGUCCGCUCAAACCCAUGUGGGAUCUGGGCUUUCCGCUUCAACUCACAGCUGUUGCCUCAUCCACUGACAUCAGCACCAUCAGGCAGACAUGGACGUGCAUCUAGAUGGAUUAUUUCUCCAUAACACCACCUAUGACUAUGGUAAUGACUAUGUAUAUGAAGAGGACUCUGGGCCAGGAAGGAGCAAGGUGGUGGUGAUCCCGUUUGUGUACUCUGUAGUGCUUGCUCUGGGUCUGUUGGUGAAUGGGAUCCUCCUUGCCGUUCUGGCUCUGAAGAGACAAUCCUGGAGUAUGUCUGACACCUUUAUACUCCACCUGGGACUGGCCGAUGUCCUUUUACUGCUGACGCUACCCCUCUGGGCCUCACAGGCGUCCCUUCAGUGUGGAUGGUGCUUUAGGGGCAUUACCUGCGGGAUCGGCUGGGCUGUUUUUAAUAUGAGCUUCUACUGUGGGAACUUCUUGCUAGUUUGUGUGACCCUGGACUGUUACCUGUCCAUUGUCCGUGCCAUCCAGCUCUUCUCCCACAAAAGUCCAUGGUUCGCUCAUAUCAGCUGUGUCUUCAUAUGGCUCGUCUCGCUGCUUCUCAGUAUCCCAGACUGGGCUUCAGCAGUGUCCCAAAAACAGGGACAUCAGGAGGAUCAGACAGUUUGUGAACCCAACUUCGACCUGUCAAAGUGGCAGCUGGCAUCACGCCUGAUUCACCUUGUGCUGGGCUUCCUGCUGCCUGUCGCCAUCCUGAUCUUCUUCUAUUAUAUCCACCAGCAGCUGCAGAUCAGCAAAAAAAGCUUCAAGAAGCAGAAAACUGUUCUGGUAAUCCUGGCUCUGGUGUCCUUUCUCUCUUGGCUGCCAUACAACAUCACCCUCAUCGUGGACACCUUCAUGAGCCUUACAAGGGUAUCUCAGAAAACUUCAUCUGUAAAUCCUGGAGGGUCCCUAAAAGUCACCCUGAUGGUCACUUCUGCUCUGUGUUGUGCUCAUGCCGCCCUCAGGCCUCUGAUCUACAUGGGCCUGUGUGGAAACUUCAGAAAAAGGACACUAGCUUUGCUCAGAUGUAGAAGCGUUGACUCUAAGGGUUCUCUGUGGGAGUUGGGAGUGGGUGACGAAACAGAGCCCGGUCAGUGUCAUGAGGGAGAAGAGUUGAAACAGAUGACAAGUGUUGAGCAUCAGGUGCAGUCAUCACAGUGCUGAUAAAUGGACACAACAGCUCCUUGAUGACUCAACACUGACCUGAACAUUUCCACCCAUAGGGGAAGUUACUGUAGGCUGAAGUCAUGUCAUGGGGUUGUAGGAUGGGGUGUCAUAUUUUGUGCAAUGAUGAGAGACAGAUAUUUAUAAACAUGACUCUCACGUCACAUUUAAUAUUCACGUAGCAGUGCCACAUCACCAUGAUAUUAUGUGUUAUUUUUAUUUAAUUUUCAUUUUUAUCCUAAUCACUGCAACUCAAUUCAUAGUUUUAAAGUUAAUGAGUUAUUUUUCUAUCACUUGUGCGUAUUUGUUUAGGAACACAAAAAUAGGGUUGGACGAUAUGGAUGUAAGAUGAUACCACAAUAUAUUUAACCUACAGUACAAUAUACAGUUCUGUGCAGAAGUCUUAGCUUUAGCGUUGUUUUUGCAGGGUUGAAAUGAGCAUACAUAUUUAUUUCUUGUUCUCUUUUCCUCAGAUGCAACAUGAAAAUAUAGAAAUUAUAUGCACAACCUUAAGACACACAAAAGUUGAACUAAAUGGGUUCUUAAGCUUAAAAUGACAAUACAGAAUGUCAAAUACAUAUAUGCGGUCAUAAUUUUAUUAAACCAACAAACUGAGGAAAUGUUUUACAGUACUGUAAAUGCCAGUUUUUUGUUUUUUUUACAGAACAAAAGCAUUAACUUUACAGAGUUGUUAAGACUCACUACAAAGGGACUUAAAUAAACUUAGCCUAGCAUUAUUGAUGCUAUAAACAACCCAUGAUCCAGUGCUCUCUGUCAGUACUGCUUCAAGGAGAUAAGAGAGAACCAGAAAUGCAAAAUGGAACAAGAAUCUCUCGAUCCGUGGUGCAGAGUAUUCCAAAUAUUGUCCGGCCCUACACAUAUUAUGUGUAUUAUCGUAAGGGGAAAAAACAGCUAUUGUACAUUUACUAUAAAGCUGAUGCCGUUUGUCUGCAGUAAGACAGAAUAUAAGCUGUUAUCUUGAUGACGUUAUCGUAAGCUUAUCAUAAAUCAAGCCGUCAGACAGUGUUUAUGGCUUUAUUACCUAUAAACUCAGACUGAACCAGA